Messenger RNA from Esox lucius (northern pike), 2257 nucleotides. Its product is annotated as SPEC and KASH domain-containing protein. Gene Ontology annotation, cellular component: meiotic nuclear membrane microtubule tethering complex; membrane; nuclear envelope. The record is from RefSeq and is a predicted model, not a curated record. NCBI's taxonomy places the organism in Eukaryota, Metazoa, Chordata, Actinopteri, Esociformes, Esocidae. The transcript has 12 exons. The coding region runs from base 344 to 2257 and encodes 637 amino acids.
GCGCUGAGUAGAGCGCCGGCGAGGGGUGUGGUUUCGAAGUACCUGUGACAGGUCAAGUUACCUGCUAUCUUCGAAACUCUUGUGCGUUAUACUGAUAGUGAUUACAUUCGCAAGACAAAGAGGACAAUCGAAUCAAAUAAUAUCCCGUGGUUGAUGCUUCAAAGGUGCGCAAAUUUCCUCCGAAUUUUGACUAAUGGAUUUGUCAUAUUUUUAGUCGCGCAAAAAGGGGAUUUCAAGUGUCAAGACCCCGUUGCGUGAAUCCAAACGAAGUACAAUCUUUUAGCGGUGACAGAGUGGAGUGGUGACGCAGUGGAGGCACCAAGGUGACAGGUGGGAGCCCGAGAUGCCACUCCCAGUCGAUCGUCAAGGAGACGAAUGUCCUUGCCACACAGGAAGUGGCCUCGCCACCCAAUCUGUAAACAGCCCUUUAGCAUCGGACCUGCUCCUAGAGACCACUGAGCCUCUUUUUUCCAACUCCCAGUUCCUGCCACUACAAGACAUUUGUGAGGAGUCCCAAGACUGUAUGCCACUGGGAACCUGCUUGACCCAAGAUGGAUGCUCAUCUCUAGAUGGUUGUAUUCAGUUGGAGAGGAAAUGGGUGCUGUGGCAUGAGUUCAUGAAGGAAUAUUACUCUCUAAAUGACUGGCUUCGAUUGGCUGAGCAAUCUGCUGACUCUCCCAGAACUGCCUUUGUGCCUUUUGUCACUGCCAAGGAGGAGCUCAAGAAGUUUGAGAACCUGAGGAGCCAGGCUGGGUCCAGGCUUGCGCAGCUGGAUAGUCUCACCCAGAGGAACAGGGCCCUGACCAGAAUGUUUGACGGGGCCAUGCGGUCCCGCCUGGCGAGCAUGACCAGGGACUGUGGUCAGCGCUGGGACCGCCUCAGUGGGACCAUGGAGUGUGUCUGCCGGAGACUCAGGCACUGUGUGUCCCAGCGGGAGGAGUUUGACAACCAGAGGGAAGAGAUGGCUGUGUGGCUGGCUGACAUGGACCUUCGGCUGACCGAGGUGGAACACUUCUCUGGAAGGGACACGUGUGACAAGAUGCGGGAGCUGCAGAGUUUCCAGGAAGCAGUGGGGGUCAACGCAGGGCGUCUGAACAGCCUCCUGGAGUGUGGUGAGGCGCUGAUCCAGAAGAGCGAGCCAUUGGAUGCCCAGGACAUCGAGGCGGGGCUGCAGGAAUUGCUCCUCUACUGUGCCCACGUGUUCGAGGGGGUGGGUCGUCUCCACACACGGCUGCUCAGCAUGAGACUGGUGUUUGAGGACGACUGGGUUCUGACGGCAGCCUCGGAUUCCGGCUGCCCUUCCGAGACCCUGUUAGAGGAGGACGGGGUGUUUGAGAAGAGCAGCGCCCCAGACCAGCGAAAUCCCCCGGGCACCUCUUCCACCCAGGACUACCUGGUGCUGGAGUGGGACCCCUCUGUUGAUAUUGGGGGCCCGGUUUCCCACGACGAUGCAGAUUCAUCAUAUUUCGGCGCCAACACAGACCGAGAGAAGCCAUUGGCCAGAGAUGGUGCGAAGAGGCGGAGCUUCCUCGGCUCCAUGGGCUCUCGGUCUGAUGAGACUCAAAAAGGAACAGUGAACCCAGAGGUCUUCUCACCCCUCACAAACCAGAGUGUCAGAUAUGGCGGACCCCUACUCACUGGCCACUGGACGGCCUCCAUACUCGACAGACCCUCCUCAGAGCCAGUGACCUUUGACCCAUCUCGCAUCAGCGCCUGGCUAGGACAAACACAUGGACACCCUUCUGUGUUACCCAGAACCCAGCAGCAGGUAGCCUGCUCCAAAGCUGUCCAGACUGACGGUGAUCAGCAGUGUGCUGUUUGCUCAGAGCGACGCCGACCUCUCAGGGACGUCCCCUUUCAGACACAAACGCGGGAACUAAGUGUCCCUCCCAGCACCCUACAGUCAUGUGACCUCCACCACCAGUCUGAUAGGAUGACUUGUAGACGUCAGGACCACCCACAGUCUCCAGAGGACCAGCUGUGCUACAAUGCCUCAUGGGAGGUGAAGUUCCAUAGCGACCAACGGCUGGAAGGCUUCCCCAGCCGACAAGCUCUGUGCAGGCCAUGGUCCUCAGGCACCUGGUGGACGGUGGAGACCCUGCGAGACCCAGUGUUCCUGGUCGCCCUCCUGGCUGUGGUUUUGGUUCUGCUGGUGUGGCCCGCCAUGCUCACUGAGCCAGAAUGCCGUCACGCCAACUCCCUGGCCCGCUCCUUCCACUUGGCCCUGCGCUAUGUCAAUGGGCCUCCACCGACCUGA